Staurois parvus is the source of this 542-nucleotide messenger RNA. Lineage: Eukaryota; Metazoa; Chordata; Amphibia; Anura; Ranidae. The record is from the annotation of a GenBank genome assembly.
AAAUAUAUAUAUAUAUAUAAGUAUUGGGGAACCCCUCCAAAUCAUUGGAUUCAGGUGUUCCAAUCACCUUCAUGGCCACAGGUGCAUGCAGGCUGCUUCUACAAACAUUUGUGAGAGAAUAGGUCCCUCUCAGAAGCUCAGUGAAUUCAAGCGUGAUAACGUGAUAGGUUGCCACCUGUGCAAUAAGUGCAUCCGUGAAAUUUCCUUGUUACUAAAUAUGUCAACUGUUAGUGGUAUUAUAACAAAGUGGAAGCAGCUGGAAACAACAGCAACUCAGCCACCAAGUGGUAGGCCACAUAAAAUGACAGAGCGGGGUCAGUGCAAGCUGAAACGCAGUGUGCAGAAGUCGCCAACUGUCUGCAGAGACAAUAGCUAAAGACCUCCCAACUUCGUGUGGCCUUCAGAUUAGCACAACAACAGUGCACAGAGAGCUUCAUGGAAUGGGUUUCCAUGGACAAGCAGCUGCAUCCAAGCCUUACAUCACCAAGUGCAAUGCAAGCGUCAGAUGCAGUGGUGUAAAGCACACCGCCACUGGACUCUAG